AUGGCUAAUGUAUAUACAUUUCAAAAUAUUAAAGGUCAUCGACUUGGUAGUAUACGCGAAGAAGAGCUAGAAAAAAAAAUACAUAAUGCUAUCAAAUCCAAAGCUGAAAUUAACAAGCUUAAGAUUCAAAAGUUACACACCCAUGCUUUGCAGGUUAUUAAUGAGCAUAAGCAAAUACAAAAUGAAAAUACUAAUCUUAUUUCUCAUAACACACAAAAAGAUAUUUUUAUUGCUGAAUCCAAGGCUGAGAAUGUUACAAAAUCCAAGAAAAUUAAAUCACUCGAGUUUAUAAUCAAGAUAUUGGAAAGUAAGUUGUCUUUAGCCCAGAAAGAUGUGAUUUCAAUUCAAAAUGACUCAUUAAAAAAAGAAUCUGAGAUAUUAUCUCUCAAAUCUAAAAUAAUUGAAUUGGAACAAGAGUUAGCUUUAAUGGUUAGUAAGCUUAGAUAUCUAAAAUCUGAGAAUAAAUCAAAACUUGUAGUUGGUGGGAAUAAUGAAAAAAAUAUGCAGAGCGAGGAACAAAGUUCCAUAAUCAAGUCUGGCGAUAUAUCUGCAAUUAGUGAACCUAUCAAAAAUCUCAGUAAAUAUUUUAUACGUAAAAAAAGUAUGGAUCAAACUGAAAAAAUCGAUAGUAAUAUCUCAGAUCAUAUUGAUUAUGAGAAUACUCCAAUAUCUGAAGAAUCAAUGAUUCAAAGCUAUAUCCCAACUCCAAAAGUCGAUGCCGAAAAUUCUACCAAGUUAAGUGAUGACAUCAAUAUUAGUGGAACUAAAAACAAUAAAAUCAUAACUCCUCUUUGA
Cetraspora pellucida is the source of this 795-nucleotide messenger RNA. NCBI's taxonomy places the organism in Eukaryota, Fungi, Glomeromycota, Glomeromycetes, Diversisporales, Gigasporaceae. The record is from the annotation of a GenBank genome assembly.